AUGUCCGACGGUGGAACCAUCAACAACUCCCUCUGGGGAAACCUUCCACUGGAGAUGGUCGCCCAUGUACUCUCUCUCCUACCCAUAAAGUCUCAAUGCAAAUUCAAGUGCGUUUCUCCCUCAUGGAAUUCCCUAAUAUCCUCACCCAAUUUCGCCAAAACCAACAAACCUUCAAAAACCAUUCUCAUUUCCAACUCUCAAGGUCUCUACUCCGUUGAUUUUGCCGCCCCGAAUCUGACCGCAGAAAAGUUAGAUUUUCCUUCAGCUGAAGGAAAGUUGACGUAUGGUUGUGGCUCUUGCAAUGGCUUGGUUCUAGUUUGUGUUGAAGAUGUUGAUUCCAAUUCCAACUUCUUGUUGCUGAAUCCAUUCACUAGAGAAUGUAAGAAACUGCCCCAAUCCCCCUUUUAUGACACCUCUUCGUCUGCCCGAAUCAAACUCAUUACAACCAGAACCCACACUAUUCUACCUGGGUUGGGUUAUGACUCAUCUACGGAUGAUUACAAGGUUGCGAUGCUCCUUUACACUUGUAUGCCUGAAUCUGAAUAUGAUCAUGCUGGUAAUGUUUCUGAGGUGAUUGUCUAUUCACUAAAAACUGAUUCUUGGAGGAGAAUACAAGAUUGCCAUUAUGAUCCCGUGGAACCUCAAUGUGGGAUUCAUUUUCUUAAUAUCCCCCUCACGUGCAGCCGCGUUUAUGGUCUAUUACGUGUGGCCACUUUUUGGGUCCUAUCAUCGUGCAGCCUUUUCGCUGAACCUCUUCUUGGGUUUCUCUUUAAUGAGCGUCUCCAUUGGCUAAGUGAGAAAACUGGUGAUUUGGAUGGUUCUAUGGUUGUUGCCGCUUUCAAUUUCCCAAAUGAGAAUUUCACAGAAGUGCACCUGCCUGAUACAUUUGAUACUAUUUAUGAAGUUGAGUAUCACCACAUGGUGAUUCUUGGGGGUUGUCUCUGUUUGGUUACUUGGCCAAGAUUUGGUGACGAAAUGGAAGUUUGGAUGAUGACGAAGUAUGCGGUACGAGAGUCGUGGAUCAAAUUUACAAUUCUAAAUCACAGCCGGAUGUCUCUAGGGAACGUGUUGCAUUUGUCAGCAGAAGGCGAAUUUGUAUUGAGAAGAUAUGGAGAAAUUGACGGUACGAAACUAGUUGCGUACAAUCUGAAAAAGGAAACACUGACAGACUUGGUGGUUGGUGGCAUUCCAAUUAGAUUUAAUCAUGGGGACAACUACAUUGAGACUCUUGUCUCUCCUAAUCAUGGAGGCCGGAUUAGGAGGCAAUGUGAAGCUUCUUCAGGUGAUCAUGUUCAAAGAUUUAUCUGUUACUUGAAUAUUAGAAAUGUACAAUGA
Messenger RNA from Rhododendron vialii, 1335 nucleotides. RefSeq names its product F-box protein CPR1-like. Bases 1 to 1335 code for a protein of 444 amino acids. The transcript has 3 exons. The record is from RefSeq and is a predicted model, not a curated record. Gene Ontology annotation, molecular function: protein binding. NCBI's taxonomy places the organism in Eukaryota, Viridiplantae, Streptophyta, Magnoliopsida, Ericales, Ericaceae.